This is a messenger RNA of Branchiostoma floridae (Florida lancelet), 5067 nucleotides long. RefSeq names its product guanine nucleotide-binding protein G(i) subunit alpha. NCBI's taxonomy places the organism in Eukaryota, Metazoa, Chordata, Leptocardii, Amphioxiformes, Branchiostomatidae. The transcript has 8 exons. The record is from RefSeq and is a predicted model, not a curated record. Gene Ontology annotation, cellular component: heterotrimeric G-protein complex. Gene Ontology annotation, molecular function: G protein-coupled receptor binding; GTP binding; G-protein beta/gamma-subunit complex binding. Gene Ontology annotation, biological process: adenylate cyclase-modulating G protein-coupled receptor signaling pathway. Bases 260 to 1324 code for a protein of 354 amino acids.
UGUACAUCCGGGUCCUGUGCCUGUUUCCCGUCAUGCCUGUCGGUGGUUCAGUGGAGAGAAUGGACAAACGGGUGUGGUGAUAUCGCGAUUAUCAACGAUUUUAUCUCUAAAAUCUCCUCAAAACUGUCACAGACACGCCAGGAUUCAGCCGGGGAUCUCCUGUCAUAUUUCCGUGGUGAGCAGUGCUGUCAGGGAGACCAGGGAAGGGCGCAGAGCCGUGUGAAACGCUUGGAGAGGCCGUUGGGUGACGACUGUCGGGAUGGGCUGUGCCAUCAGUGCCGAGGACAAGGCUGCGGCCGAGCGGUCCAAAAUGAUCGACAAAAACCUGCGAGCGGACGGCGAGAAGGCGGCUAGAGAGGUCAAACUGCUGCUGCUGGGUGCUGGUGAAUCUGGGAAGAGCACAAUUGUAAAACAAAUGAAAAUUAUCCAUGAAGACGGGUACUCAGAAGAGGAGUGCAUGCAGUACAAGGCUGUGGUGUACAGCAACACGAUCCAAUCUCUCAUCGCCAUCAUACGCGCCAUGGGGACGCUCAAGAUCGACUUCGGACACACAGACAGAGCCGACGACGCGCGGCAGCUGUUCGCCCUAGCGAGUACGGCAGAGGAAGGGGAGAUGACACCCGAGCUGGCGGGCAUCAUGAAGAGGCUGUGGGCAGACGGAGGCGUGCAGGCCUGCUUUGGCCGGUCCAGAGAGUACCAGCUCAACGACUCGGCCUCAUAUUACCUGAACAGUCUGGACCGGCUUGCGGCGGGCGGGUACGUGCCCACGCAACAAGACGUGCUUAGAACACGCGUCAAGACGACCGGCAUCGUCGAGACGCACUUCACCUUCAAGGACCUACACUUCAAAAUGGUGGAUGUCGGGGGUCAGAGGUCAGAGCGAAAGAAAUGGAUCCACUGUUUUGAGGGCGUGACGGCCAUUAUAUAUUGUGUUGCCCUGAGCGCGUAUGACCUUGUCCUGCAAGAAGACGAGGAAGUGAACCGGAUGCACGAGAGCAUGAAGCUGUUCGACUCCAUCUGUAACAACAAGUGGUUCACGGAGACGUCCAUCAUCCUCUUCCUCAACAAGAAGGACCUGUUUGAGGAGAAGAUCACCAAGUCCCCCCUCACCAUCUGCUACCCUGAGUACACAGGAUCGAACACAUACGAAGAGGCAGCUGCCUACAUCCAGAUGCAGUUCGAGGACCUGAACAAGAGGAAAGAGACGAAGGAGAUCUACACCCACUUCACCUGCGCCACCGACACCAACAACAUCCAGUUUGUCUUCGACGCCGUCACCGACGUCAUCAUCAAGAACAACCUCAAGGACUGCGGCCUCUUCUAGACUCUCCCUGCUUCUUAAGUCUGUUCUUCUGUACUUUCACUUUUCUGUACUUUCACUCUCCAUCCCGGAGCGACUUGUAACUAGCUUGUUGGGUCCCGACCGUUCACCGCAAUUUGAAUACGUUAUGUUCUCUUAUAGAGACAUUAUUAUAUGUUAUUAUACUUGUUUCCAGAAACCCUAGUGGAGAUAAUGCUCCAUUUUUUCCAAUUUUUCACAAAAAUUGUUUUUUCCACUUCUUUUUUUUUUUUUUUUAAACCUAAAUGGACUCAGUACUUCAAACAAUCCAAUGUCAAUGCUGUCUAAAUAGCUAUAUGUUUGGCUUACUUUAGUUUUAUGAUUCUGAUUUUGUCCAAAUGAUGCCAAAAUGUUUAGCAUUUUGUAGUCUUCCUGUAAAUAAGCCCCGCCGGUACCGAACUCUCAACAGUGAAAAUGUCUGCUUAUGUUGUCUUCUGGAACUGCCCAACUAACAGGUUAUUGUCUAAUCCUGCCUGGACCAUUGUUGGUAGCCCAAACUAGGACCCCCGGCAAUUUGGUUGUGACCUCCGUCCGGGCUCUCGUUGUAAGCGCCUGUCCUGAAAAUUUGGGGGCGUAAUUCUCCAGAUGUUGUUUUACGUUGACGGGUAGAAAAUGUGUUCCAAGGUCGAAUAGAAACUUCCAAGGUCGUUCCAAUAGUAGAGGCGGUGGUUCCGUGUGAGAAGCGUACUUACUCGUGUCAAUGUCAAUGUUGCCUUAGAGGUCGGCGCAAAGAAUGGGAUGAUUGACGCUCGUUAAGGCUUGUUAACGAUGACGUGCCACAACAGCUUUCAUAGCACACCCCUGAAAUCUUUCUCAGUCAAAUGUUCAAAAUAGAAAUCUUGCAGAGUGAUAGGAAUUCAGGCUGGGUAUGAUGAAUCCAAAUUUUGUCACAUUUGCUGUUGAAUAAGUAUAUGAAUUAACAUGAUUGACAAACUACUUACGGUUGUGAUUCUCUAGGAUGAAAUUAGUGUCUCCUGUAUUUCCAGAAAUUGUAUCAAAGUUGCAAGUAAAACUUGCAGGUAACAAAAGUGUUCCUUGUACAUGUAACAACCACUUUGCAGCAUUCUCUCCUUUUGUUAAGUAACAAAAUUAGGCAGGAAGAAAAUUUCCAGCUUAGAACCUUACCUCUACACAUUCCAGUUAGAUAUCCGCAUCACCUUCUGUUUUGGACCAAACCAUUCGGGAACAAUUACUAAAGGUUGCACACAAGUCUUCAUUUAUGAAACAGGCUGUUUUUUUACGCACACUGGUAUGGAAGAUCUGUCGAUAUGAUCCUUUGUUGUGUAGCUGUCUCAGUUUUGUGUGCUGUAUAUUUGGUGUUGGUAACAAAUCUAGUUUUACUUUGCGUUCGAAGUGUCCAGCCUUUACAGUCGAGCUUCUCUACAGCCGCAUUCCUUCCUACUACAGAAGUAAAGCUGGUAACCUGAUACAGGACAAACAUGCUGAGGUCGGCAUGUAGCACUCUGAACGUGUCACCCAGGCGAUUCGGGUCGCACGGAUGGUUUGGGUGACCAAUUUUUGUAGGGACCUUGUUCAGUAACAACCGUUCUUCCUGCCGUGUAGUUUGUUUCUUUGUGGUUGGACCAAACAUUUCCGUGGCACGCCAUCUUUAACACCCGCCAAGCUCGGACCAAGGUAAAAAAAAAAUACAUGGAAAAUGUUCAAAAUAUGAAGAGUAACUGAUUGUGAAGUCUGUGAUGAGUUUCUCAUUAUGAAAUUUGACAUAAUUGAAAUUGUCUGAAAGAAAAACUACCAUAUGAUGUAUGUAGAAUAUAUUGUCAGACUUGUACAAUUGAUGUAGUGUUGUCAUAUUUUUGAUAAUAUAUUUUGGAAACAAUUAAUUACUUAAUAUGUGUUGUAAGACCAAGUGUAGUUAAUUAACACCAGGCAUUGUGAAGACUAUAUUUUGCUAUUUUGAUUGACUUGAAUCAAUGCUGUAACUAGAACUACCCUUGAAAUGAACAUAAAUUUGAAAAUUGAGCUGUACCUGAUUUGGGAGGGGCUUUUGUUGUUUGGAUCUGGUCUUAGAUAAUUUUAGAUAUGGUAUUAUUAAAAAAAGACUUGCCACAUGUGACACCUCUCAACUGGUUUUCUCAUAAAAUAUCCCUCCCUUGGGGAGGGCCAAUUUAAUUUGUUGGUUCCCAGGUUUAAAAUGAGAAUGCAAAACCAGAAGAACAGCAUGAGAGAAUAGGCAGAGAGAACCCUGAUUAACACAGUUGCGAGGUGAAUAGAAACAGAUUCCAAUCUUCCUCCCAACGUUCUGUUUUGGCGAUGUCAUGAGUACGAUUUUUGUACGUCAAAAUAUGGAGCCAAUGAAGCGGUGUGUGGCAUUUGAAUCAUUUUUCUAACCCAGCGAGUUUAAUGUUGGUAACCCUCGGAAAAAUGCCAUAUUCUGUCUUGUGAUAGAAUAUUUUACACUGGUUGUAAGUUUGUAAGAGUUCAGCUGGUGAAAUUCUGUCAGCCCACCCAACCCACAGACAAACUACCAUGUACAACUCCUACUUAUUUGGUCACCUAUGGUUUGGAAACACUCCAGAAAAUUUAAAAACGAUGAUUUUAACCAAUUGAUCUUCGUAACUCCGUGUUUCACCAGUAGUUAACGUCAAUGGGGGAAUAUAAAACUGGGCGUUAAAACAUGAAACUGAAGAAGUAACAAAUUGUAUUGAUUUAGAUUUGAAAUGUGGAGUUUGUGAACAUGGUGAUGAGUAGAAACAGUUGUAUGACCUGACGUCUGUCGCCAUGGAAGCUUGUAAUAUAGGCUUAUUUGUGCUCAAGAUUUUCUCACAUGCUGGAAGACAUUGUUGACUGACGUUUCUGCACUGCUUGUAAGAAAUGCAGCACUUGAAGGACCACUUCUUGUUUAUUUCACGUGAGACGACAUCGCUGUAUUAAAGCUGGUGUAGUUUGUACAACACUGGUGAGGGGGAGGGGAAUGUGCUCCUUGUAAGAAAAAUAUAAGACUUCUUAGCGAAGAUUUUGUCCAUUGCUGUCCUGUGUGUUGCAGAUAAAAGACACUUCUCUGACCUUCGGCAUCAUCUUAAGGCAUGCCCAAGAUUGGUGCCGUUAAGGUCAACACAGGAGUGAGAAUUUCUGUGUUUCUCCCCACAAAAUGUACUGCCCACCUUGACUUAACCCGUGUAAUUAACUUCAGAGUGCCCUUACUGAGUACUACAUGUUCGCUGCUGUGUGUAUCAAAAUGGAAACAUCUUAGUAAUAAUCAACUGUACAAUUGUAUCAACUUGUGUGUAGUCACUUCUGGUAAAAUUGUUGAUAUUAUUAGUUAUUAUUUAUUGAAUUGAAUUGAACAUUCCCGCCUGAGAAGGGACCCGAUAUCCUGUACCCACACUGUAAUCUCUUGUGUUGUCCCGCGGCAGAACUGUGAUGAGUUGUUAGCCUGUGUCUUCCCCCGUCCCGUCUGUAGAGGCGAGCUGUUGUAUGAAGUGUAAAAUGACCACUUUGUAUGGUAAUCUGUAAGAUAUUAGUGGAGGACAUCCGUGACAUUCUGGUAGUCGUCAUUUUACAAUCAGUGUUAAUCCCUGGCGGCUGCUCCAGCGCAGUUCAGUGGUUCGCGGGGAACUGCUGAAGUUUUUUGAGUCGAAGAGAAAAUAUUGAGAAUCAUUGCACUGGUGUUGACUGUAAUUAGAGCAGCUCGCAUAGCGAGGACUGGAGCGGGUCUGGCAAAGUUGGAUGUUUUCCUCACUUAUUGUAAUAAAAGACAGUAAAACCAA